UCAGAGCUGAAAGAGGAGAAGGAAGUAAAAUGGGGUGGUGCAGAUGAUGCGGGUGCUGACGAGGAAGAGCAGGGUUACGAUGAUUAUGAUGAUGACUUUGAGGAUUAUGAUGAUGACUUUGAAGAUGAAGAAGAAGAUUCUGCAGAUGCUAGAGCUGUUCCACUGAAGGGCCUUUCCCCCCGGUUACAGCAAGUGGCUCACUGGAACGCUGACAAUGCUACAAGAGAGGAAAUGGAUGAGGUAUUAAAGGCAAUGAAUGAGGAGAAUGCCAGGCUAUUGAAUGAGUCACGUAGGAGUGACUGGUCCAGUACACCUGACUCAGACGAGAACACAGACAGCCGGAGAGCAGAUCAACCAGUCAAGAGACCAGUUACAAGUAGAAGUCGGGGAUUCAUCAACUUUGUUUCUGCCAAACAACGCCAGAUCUCAGACAAGGCUGCGUCAAAGGCACGACGGCGUGGCCAAGAGUUGCUGCAGCUUAUUGAGCUGGAUGUGGCAAAUUUUAGUCUGUUUGACCUCCCUCCAGUGAAAGAGUAUGAACUGUACAUGAGGAAUUUUGGGAGCAUGAAUACUAAACAGGCCUACAUACAGACCAAUGAAGACAAUAUAGAUCGUGACAUUCAGACAGAAGAGAUUGAAACCAAAGAAAAAUGGUGCCAGCACCCACCAGAAGACCUAAAGGGAUCAGGAGGUGAUGAUGAAGAAACUGAGAAAAGUGUGGAUUCCAGUGGGAAAGUGGACUCUGUCAGGCUGACUAAGUUCUUGCAGCAGUCAUUACAAGUGGUGGCAAUCUUAUUAGAAGAGGACCAGGCAGAGAGGAACCAGGCCGAGGUGUUGGCCAGUAGAAGUAACACGUCCUUCAGUGAAAGCACCAUAUCUCUGACACAGCCAUCAUUCUUAGCAGACCGUCCAGUGUUACAAUGCCAUUUCUCACCUGUCCAGAACAACUUACUGUUAGCUGUUCAUGGACCUCCAUCAGGGGGCUCCUGUAUGGAGUUAGCUAACAAGGGAAUGAUCUCUUUAUGGAAUACAAAUGAACCGUCCAGGCCUAAACAAAUUCUCACCUGUGAGUCUCAGCCUACUUGUUGCUGUUUUAGUCCAGAAAAAGCCACCUUGGCAUUUGCAGGCAUGACUGAUGGUUCUCUGGUGGUAUGGGACCUGAGGGAGCCAGCCUCCAUGCAUCAUGUGUACAGAACAAGGGAGGAGGAGUGGCUGCUCAGGAAGCCAACAUAUUUUACAGCUGGAAUUCUUGGUGAAGAAAAUCACCACAGUCCUGUGACAACUGUGAUACCUAUAGUGUCUGCAGCUGAUAGUGCCAAAGCAUCUGUGAUGAGUGCAAAGGAAACAGAUUUCGGGACAGGCCUGUCAUUUCAGCUUGCCUCUGCUGAGGAGAAUGCCUGGGUGCAUUUAUGGGUGGUUGCAGAGAUCAGUAAUCCUGACGAGGCUGGCUCAGAGUCAGAUCUGGGACUGGCCCCUGGGGGCAGAGUUAAACUGUUGAAAAGUUCAUCUUGCAAGUUGGAAAACCCUACAAGAGAUGUCAGGCUGAAGUCUAGUCUCCGUGCUCAUGAACUGGCCCUCUCCCCAGCCAACCCGAGCAACUUCUAUGUUGGAACUGACUCAGGUUAUGUGUAUCAUGGGGUGAGAUCUGGUGGCAAAGCUGUGCCCAGAACAUAUAAGGGAGAAGUAGAUGCUCCUGUUCCAGUGACAUGUUUAGACUUUCCUCCAUUCAGUCACCAGUGUUUUCUGGCUGGAUGUGCAGACGGCAGCAUUAGACUUCACAACCUCCAUUUGGAGACACCUUUGGUCACAUGGUUAAAUUCGACCAAUGGGAAUGCAGUUCAGGUGAUACGGUGGUCAAGGAGUCGUCCUAGUGUGUUCUAUGUCCUUGAUGCAGCAGCCAAACUUCACGUCUGGGAUCUACUGAAGGAUGAUGCUGCACCUGUGAAUACAGAGACCUUUAGUCAGGAUAGUUUGUGUACGUUUUCGCUGUCUAGUGACCACAGUGCAACAGGAAUGGGACUCCCAAACAGAAAAGCUCAGAUGGUGGUGAGUUUCAAGAGAGGAGGGAUGGAUGUUCACACUCUAAGUCAGCACUUAGUAACACAGCAAGUAGGAGAGCUGGAGGAGUUCCUGAAAUAUGUGGAUAAAGUACUUUAGAUUGACUCUAGAAAUGUUGUAUUUAUUUAUUUUAUUUUAUUUUA
Molecule: messenger RNA, 2201 nt
Organism: Lingula anatina
Lineage: Eukaryota; Metazoa; Brachiopoda; Lingulata; Lingulida; Lingulidae
Product: cytoplasmic dynein 2 intermediate chain 1
Biological process (GO): intraciliary transport
Cellular component (GO): cytoplasmic dynein complex
Molecular function (GO): dynein light chain binding; dynein heavy chain binding
Source: RefSeq, a predicted model, not a curated record